Messenger RNA from Oreochromis niloticus (Nile tilapia), 2132 nucleotides. RefSeq names its product N-ethylmaleimide-sensitive factor attachment protein, alpha b (gene napab). Gene Ontology annotation, biological process: synaptic transmission, glutamatergic; regulation of synaptic vesicle priming; SNARE complex disassembly. The record is from RefSeq and is a predicted model, not a curated record. Gene Ontology annotation, molecular function: soluble NSF attachment protein activity; syntaxin binding. NCBI's taxonomy places the organism in Eukaryota, Metazoa, Chordata, Actinopteri, Cichliformes, Cichlidae. The transcript has 11 exons. Gene Ontology annotation, cellular component: vacuolar membrane; synaptobrevin 2-SNAP-25-syntaxin-1a complex; terminal bouton. The coding region runs from base 150 to 1037 and encodes 295 amino acids.
CGGUGCUCCUGUGUCACGUGACAGAGGUGAUGGUUACUUUGCGGCUGGUGAUGUGACAAGGUUAGCCUGCAGCCACUAGCAGUGGUUAGCGAGUUUGUUGACUUUUACAUUUAUUCGUUCUAUCUCAGAAACAGAACGAUUGCCUGAAAAUGGAUAACAGCGGAAAAGAAAAGGAAGCAAAUGCUUUGAUGGCCGAGGCUGAAAAGAAAAUGAAAUCGUCUCAGUCGUUUUUUGGAGCGUUGUUUGGUGGCUCCUCAAAGCUGGAAGAAGCCUGUGACAUGUUGGUGAGGGCAGCCAACAUGUACAAAAUGGCCAAGAAUUGGUGUGCUGCAGGAAAUGCAUUCUCCCAAGCUGCUCACCUUCACCUGCAGAUGCAAAGCAAACACGAUGCAGCAACCAACUUCAUAGAUGCUGGAAAUGCCUUCAAAAAAGCAGAUCCACAAGAGGCAAUUAACUGCCUAAAUCGAGCUAUUGAGAUUUACACGGAUAUGGGACGUUUCACCAUUGCAGCCAAACACCAUAUCAGCAUUGCUGAAAUAUAUGAAACAGAGCUUGUGGACGUUGACAAGGCCAUUGCUCAUUAUGAACAGGCAGCAGAUUACUACAGAGGUGAAGAAUCCACCAGUUCAGCAAACAAGUGCCUUCUGAAAGUAGCAACCUACGCAGCUCAGCUGGAGCAGUACCAAAAAGCUAUUGAGAUCUACGAACAGGUUGGAACCCAUGCGAUGGACAGUACGCUCCUGAAAUACAGUGCCAAGGAUCACUUUUUCAAAGCUGCGCUUUGUCACUUUUGCGUAGACCAUCUUAAUGCAAAACUUGCUGUGCAGAAGUAUGAAGAAAUGUUUCCCGCCUUUUCAGACUCGAGAGAGUGCAAGCUGUUGAAGAAACUUCUAGAUGCCUGGGAAGAGCAGAAUGUGGAUGCCUAUACUGAUGCAGUGAAGGAAUUUGACACCAUUUCUCGGUUGGACCAGUGGCUCACCACCAUGCUUCUCCGUAUCAAGAAAACCAUACAGGAUGAAGAGAGCGACCUUCGCUGACUUGCCUCUCCUGCUUAAGUCCUAAACAAAUGACUUGCAUCCUUCUUUUUUGCCUUGAGCCUCUCACUUCCAUUUAGCGGCAUUGUUAAUUGUUUGACCAUUACCCCUUGUAUUCACAGAUACCAUUUCUUUCCUGCAGUAUUCUCUCAAAUUCUAUCCGCUCAAUACAGUGCUCCAAAAAUGAUGGUCCUUUUAGGUAUGAACACUACCUUUCUGAGUGCAGGCUUCACACAGUAUGUAAAUUGUAUAUUAUUAUGAAUCAGGUAUUGGCCCAGUAAUAGUUCAGUUAUUCAUAAUUGGGCUGCAAUACCAAAAACUCAUACCAGCACAAUUGUAAAAUAAAGGGUUUUGUUUUUAUCUUCAUUUCAAUGAGAACAGAUGAGAGGACGCAAACUCACUAACACUUCAAGCAACUACAUAUAUAUAUUUCUAAAAUGUGCUUUAGAAUAAACUAACCAAAAUGCCAAUAUUGAUAAAGGCACUCAAAUUUGCUUUGGUGAUUUUGACUGCAUAUGUGUACUGUUUUGUCAAAGGAGGGCGCCUCUAAUUAAACAGUGCUUGAUCUCAGCUGCAGAGGCCAAGAGUGUCUGUCUGAGGUUUUUCCAUUGAAUAUAUAACCCCUCUGCCUUAUGAUGCAAAUUUCUCAGGAUUUGGACUUGAUUUGAUGAAGAUUUAUAAAACAUGCUUUUAUAAGCACAAGUAAUUAAUUUGCUAAUUGUUGUCAUCACUUCCAUUAAAAGUGCUUUUAUUCUAUUAAAGAAGGUGAUAGAUGCCCUUCACCUCUGUGAACAUUUGCAUGGUUUGGAAUACAUGAGAAAUGUAAAACACCUGUUUUCCAUCUGUGUAAGAGUGUGUGUGUGUGUUUUGUUUUUUUCCCUUCUUAAUCGUUGAUUUGUGUUUUCCUGUCUUAAGUAACCAGGCUGAAAAAAUAAAGUUUUUAACGCCUGCAGAGAUGCAAUACAUUAAUGAAAAAAAAGAGCUUUACUGAUCUGAACACUGUGCUUAUGUAUCCUGAUGAUUUUGUCAGUGAACAAUUGGUCUUAAAUAAUUUGUGAUGUUUCCUGUCAAACGUUUGAAUAAACCUGUCUCAAUAGC